Lithohypha guttulata is the source of this 1080-nucleotide messenger RNA. RefSeq lists its product as uncharacterized. The record is from RefSeq and is a predicted model, not a curated record. The transcript has 4 exons. NCBI's taxonomy places the organism in Eukaryota, Fungi, Ascomycota, Eurotiomycetes, Chaetothyriales, Trichomeriaceae. The coding region runs from base 1 to 1080 and encodes 359 amino acids.
AUGGCAGCUAAGACGAAUGGCUCUCAGGUUCAUGACUUGCUACCACGGCAUCUGCCGCCCUACGAGCCUGGGAAGGCGUACACACUGAAGUCCUUCGAGGGCGAGAUCCUCUACAUUCCUUGCUCCAAUUCGGCUAUGAGAUUGCUGGUCACAGGAAAGGAGACAGAGGGGGCCUUUGCCAUCGUGGGCACUGGCGGAGGCCAAUCCGCUCCUAUCGGCUUUCACUACCACAGGGAGGCACAUGAUAUAUUCCUCUGCCUGAAAGGAGCCUGCAAUGUGUGGGCUGGGGACAAAUGUCGCACGAUGAGUCCUGGCGAUUUAGCUAGCGUACCACCGGGCGUUGUUCACCAAUAUCAGAUACUCGGUGAUCAUACCGAGUUUAUUGGCUUGAUAGUGCCGGGUUCGUGGAUAGAUUUCUUCAGGGCAAUUGCAGAGCCUUACGCGGGUCCCAUGUGGCCAUUGGUGGAUGCACGCAAUCCUUUCGAGGUCCUAAUCCCAAAACUCAAACUUGCUGCGGAAAGGUUCGACAUGGUGCCACAACCGCACCAUCCGUCCUGUGAGCCACAGCCGUGGGAUGGGACCGAAAAUGUACUUCCAGGCAAGCUUGAUGCAUAUUAUCUCCAGGCAAAUAAAGGUCCGAAGUACCUAGUCGAGGGGCUGGUUGUAAAGCCCAUGGCCACGACCAAGGAAUCAGCAGGCAGAUUUGCCAUUGGGAGUCUCGAAGGGUCCAGUUACCACACAAAUUCCGUGUUGAAUUCGACGAUGCGAUUCACUGACGUACAUCAUGCUUUACAUGUGGUGGACGGAGAAUUACAAAUCACUAUUGACGGGUCGACGACGACACUAAAACCAUUCGAAACAGUCUAUAUACCGAAGGGUUCUGACUUCAGAUUGCGGAUUGCAAGCAGAUACGCUAAAGCAUAUACAUUUGCUAGUGGUGGAGGGCUGCUAGAGAUGCUCUGCGAGCUCGGCGACACUUAUGAGCAUAGCAUGCUGCCCGAGCAGCAGGGGCAGAGUAAGGGUGACAGUGAGCGUCUGUCAUCAAUCGCUUCGACAUAUGGGUGUCACAUUACCAGAUGA